CACUGGCAGAUUGAUGAUAGCUCUGAAUUCGGAUGGAAAAAACUCAAAACGAAUACUUACCAUGUCGGAAAACUUAUCGUAACAAAGAGAGCGGGAUUCGACGAUGAUUUCGGAAACCGGGAUAUGGAAGAUAUCUCCCUCCAAUAUAAAUCUAAAGAAGGUUCAUCAGAGGAAAGGAUGUCUGUUCUGAACGCUGCUCGCCGAGGUGGUCUGACGCAUAUCUACGACAUGCCUUUCCCCGGCAAAGAAGACGUUUUCUUCUCACUUAAAGACAUCGACAAAGUUAUGAUCGGCCAACCUUUUCAAGUUAUUGUGGAAGUCGAGAACAAAAGCGAUGAAAAGAGAACUGUAACUUCAGUACUUUCAGCCAGUUCCAUCUACUAUACUGGUAUCAUUGCACGGAAAGUCAAGCGAGCGAGAGGCACAUUCACUUUGAGACCUCGACAAAAGGAGCAGCUAGGUAUUGAAGUGAGCGUAGAUGAUUACUUGGACAAAUUGGUGGACUAUGCUAUGCUCAAAAUCUAUGCCAUAUCGACUGUAAAAGAAACGCAGCAAACAUGGGCUGAAGAGGAUGACUUCCAAGUCGAGAAGCCAGGGUUAAACAUUGAGAUUGAAGGCGAUAUUAGAAUUUAUAGACGUUUCAAAGUUAGAAUUAGUUUUACCAAUCCUCUGAAACGAACCUUAGAAGACUGUGCUUUAACUAUUGAAGGACCUGGGCUGGCUGAGCCACGUAAAAGGUCUCUCAAGGACGUAGGACCGGAGAGCACCAUGACUCAUGUCGAAACAUUGGUUCCUAGAAAAGUGGGUCCAAGAAAAAUCACUGCCAUUUUCACGUCUCGCCAACUUAUAGAAAUCUUAGGAACAAAACAAAUUGUUGUGAAAGAUUAAAUAUAACUGCACUUCUUCUUAGUAGUAUGUAUUAAAGACAAGUAUUGAUGACAUAACUUCACAUUCAAAUAUGGCCCCAAGAUUCUACUUAAUUAUAUGUUUUCAUUUCAUGAGAUUAUUUUUAAUGAAAUAAAAUAGUAUUUUAUAAACUGAAAG
Messenger RNA from Stegodyphus dumicola, 1044 nucleotides. Its product is annotated as hemocyte protein-glutamine gamma-glutamyltransferase-like. The record is from RefSeq and is a predicted model, not a curated record. Lineage: Eukaryota; Metazoa; Arthropoda; Arachnida; Araneae; Eresidae. Gene Ontology annotation, molecular function: protein-glutamine gamma-glutamyltransferase activity. Gene Ontology annotation, biological process: peptide cross-linking.